AUGGACGCGGCCUCCAAACUGCGCAACGGGCCGUAUCGUCCGCAUGGACGCGAGGAGGUUCUUCUUCUUCUUCUUCUUCUUCUUCUUCUUCUUCUUCUUCUCAAUGUCGUCAUCGUCUGUUUUCGUGUUGAUAAAGCAGCUGAAGGGGAGAAUCGGAAGCGCGAACACGAAAAUGUGUCUGAUCUGCGGAGACCAUGUGGGGCUGCGAGACGACGGCGAGCCGUUUGUGGCGUGCUACGCCUGCGGGCUUCCGGUCUGCCGGACCUGUUACGAUUACGAGAGAGCCGAAGGGAACCAUAGCUGUCCCCGCUGCCAGGUCCGAUAUAAGCGUCACGAAGGUCACCUCUCUCUCUCUUCCUCUCUCUUUAGUUUAUCAUACAGCAACAAGAAACGUCGAUAACUUCGUUCUACAACCAGUCAAGAAGAAACCCAUUUUGCAGAAGAACCUGGUCCUAGAUUGAUGAUUAGAUAUUGAAAUCUCGCAGGAUGUCCGAGUGUACCGGGCGAUGAAGAUGACGAUGUCGCCGAUCUCGGCGGCCUCGAUGACGAGUCCCAGACGAAGGCCCACGAGGAUAAUCAGCAGCGCUCUGGUGCUUCUGGGUCGAGCUUUGUUCAACAGGAGAACGAAGAUCACCGGCGACAACAAUGGCAUCCUACGAACCCGGCCUUCCCAUCCUUGCUCGGAAGCGGUGGGUAGAUCUCGACCGUGCCAUCAACCUUACGAAACAACCUCAGACCAUUGACUUCCAUCUCCUCUCGUUCACAGUUGCUGCGUCGGACAGGGAAGUCAACGACGAUAAGGCCACGCACAAUGACACAGAGUGGAAGGCGAGGGUGGGGAAGUGGAGAGCCAGGCAAGAUAGAGGACGAGGGAGCGCGGUCAACCGGGAUGGAAGGGACGACGACGACGACGACGACGAGGGAAAGGAGGAAGAGCGCGUACUGUAGGGUUUCAACUGACGCAGCAAUAUCACCGACUCUUUCCGACUGCUAGCGCUGAUGAUUGCUAAUGCGUGCGCAGAAUGACCGAAGCCCGGCAGCCGCUGUGGCGGAAGGUGCCAAUCCCGGCGAGCAGGAUCAAUCCGUAUAGAAUCGUCGUCGUCCUCCGGCUCGUCGUCCUCGGGUUUUUCCUUCAUUUCCGGGUCACCAAUCCCGCAGAGGACGCCUACCCGCUAUGGCUCGUCUCCGUCGUCUGCGAGAUCUGGUUCGCGCUCUCGUGGAUCCUCGAUCAGUUCCCCAAGUGGUUCCCCAUCAACCGGGAGACCUACCUCGAUCGGCUCUCCCUGCGUUUCGAUCGCGAGGGCGAGCCGAGCCGGCUGGCCGCCGUCGACGUGUUCGUCAGCACCGUCGACCCGCUCAAGGAGCCCCCCAUCAUCACCGCUAACACCGUCCUCUCCGUCCUCGCCGUGGACUACCCCGUGGGGAAGAUCAAUUGCUAUGUCUCCGACGACGGCGCGUCGAUGCUGCUGUUCGACGCACUGUCGGAGACCGCCGAGUUCGCCCGGCUCUGGGUGCCCUUCUGCAAGAAGCACGACAUCGAGCUGAGGGCCCCCGAGUUCUACUUCUCGCAGAAGAUCGACUACCUCAAGGACAAGGUGCAGCCCAGCUUCGUCAGGGACCGCCGCGCCAUGAAGGUGAGCUUCAUGUAUAUCUACAUCUCCGGUGAGCCGCACACACCGCCGCAUGUUUACAUCCCCGAUGGGCGGCGCAGCGGGAGUACGAGGAGUUCAAGGUGAGGAUCAACGCGCUGGUGGCGAAGGCGCAGAAGGUCCCGGAGGAAGGGUGGGUGAUGCAGGACGGCUCACCGUGGCCGGGGAAUAACCCUAGAGACCACCCUGGGAUGAUACAGGUCUACUUGGGGAACCACGGAGCUCUCGACGUGGAGGGCGCAGAGCUCCCUCGCCUGGUCUACGUCUCCCGCGAGAAGCGCCCCGGCUACCACCACCACAAGAAGGCCGGGGCCAUGAACGCUCUGGUACGACCUCCAUUCCACACUUCUCCGUCCUCUGCUCUUCUCUGUCUUACAGCACGAGCAAUGAAGUAAGUGGGUGGCUACUCGGUGACAGGUGAGGGUCUCCGCGGUCCUCACGAACGCCCCCUUCGUGCUGAACCUCGACUGCGACCAUUACAUCAACAACAGCCAGGCCAUCAAGGAGGCCAUGUGCUUCCUCAUGGAUCCCCAGCUGGGGAAGAAGCUCUGCUUCGUCCAGUUCCCCCAGAGGUUCGACGGCAUCGACCCCAACGAUCGAUACGCCAACCGCAACGUCGUCUUCUUCGACGUAAGGGAUACGCCCUCCAUCACCGCUGUGAUGUGAUACGAAGGCCUCAAAGGUGGGUUCUUCGCGAUCUUAAUUGAUUACAGACCCGUGUUGUUGUCGUGCAGAUCAACAUGAGAGGCCUCGAUGGGAUCCAAGGGCCGGUGUACGUCGGAACAGGCUGCGUCUUCAACCGGCAGGCCCUGUACGGCUAUGAUCCGCCGGCGUCGAGCAAGAAGAGGUUAAAGAUGACUUGCGACUGCUGGGCAUCCUGCUGCGGGAGGUGGUGCUGCUGCUGCCCCGGGGCCUCGAGGAAGUCAAAGCCAAGUCAUAGAGAGAGAGGCGGUUUCCUUCGAGGCAACAAACACAAGAAGAUGGAGAAGGAGACUCGGCGAAGGAAAGGGUCCCCCGCCCUGGUGCUCGAUCUCGAAGAGAUCGAAGAGGGGAUCGAGGGGGAAGAGGUCUCAGAGAGGUCGUCUCUCAUGUCGCGGAAGGGCUUCGAGAAGAAAUUCGGGCAGUCGCCGGCGUUCAUCACUUCGACGUUGAUGGAGGGCGGAGGAAUCCCACCGGGCGGCGCAGACUCGUCGGCCCUGAUCAAGGAGGCCAUUCACGUCAUCAGCUGCGGCUACGAGGAGCGAACCGAGUGGGGCAAGGAGGUGGGUGACGGGCCCUUUCAAUGGCUGCGGCACGUCGAUGCCUCCGCUCUCCUUUCUGAUCUUCCCUUCUCUUCUCCUCGUCCCGCAGAUCGGGUGGAUAUACGGCUCGGUGACGGAGGACAUUUUGACGGGGUUCAAGAUGCACUGCAGAGGCUGGAAGUCGGCGUACUGCAUGCCGGCGAGGGCGGCCUUCAAGGGGUCGGCGCCGAUAAACCUCUCCGACCGUCUGCACCAGGUCCUGCGAUGGGCGCUGGGCUCAGUCGAGAUUUUCCUCAGCUGCCACUGCCCUCUCUGGUACGGCUACGGCGGCAGGCUCAAGUGGCUCGAGAGGCUCGCUUACACCAACACCAUUGUCUACCCCUUCACCUCCGUGCCGCUCCUCGCCUACUGCACCGUCCCCGCCGUCUGCCUCCUCACCGGAAAGUUCAUCAUCCCCUCGGUGAGUCUCCUCCUUUGCAAUAGAGUAACUCCCACCUCCAUUGUCUCGUCUCACGUGGGGCACAGCUGACGGGUCUGGGGAGCGUCUGGUUCGUCGCCCUCUUCCUCUGCAUCGUUGCCACCGGCGUGCUGGAGCUACGGUGGAGUGGGGUGAGCAUUCAGGACUGGUGGCGGAACGAGCAGUUCUGGGUCAUCGGCGGCGUCUCCGCCCACCUCUUCGCCGUCUUCCAGGGCCUCCUCAAGGUCCUCGCCGGCGUUGACACCAGCUUCACCGUCACCUCGAAGGCCACCGACGACUCCGAUUUUGGCGAGCUCUACCUCCUGAAGUGGAGCACCCUCCUCAUCCCUCCGACCACCCUCCUCAUCCUCAACAUCAUCGGCCUCGCCGCCGGCCUGUCGGAGGCCGUCAAUAACGGCUACUCCUCCUGGGGGCCGCUCUUCGGGAAGCUCUUCUUCGCCUCCUGGGUCAUCGUCCACCUCUAUCCCUUCCUCAAGGGCCUCCUUGGAAGGCAGAACCGAACACCGACGGUGGUGGUGCUCUGGUCCAUCCUCCUCGCCUCCGUCCUCUCUCUGGUGUGGGUCCGGAUCGACCCCUUCCUCCCCAAGCAGCAGGGCCCAAUUCUCAAGCAAUGCGGAGUCGAGUGCUGA
Spirodela intermedia is the source of this 3997-nucleotide messenger RNA. Lineage: Eukaryota; Viridiplantae; Streptophyta; Magnoliopsida; Alismatales; Araceae. The record is from the annotation of a GenBank genome assembly.